CUCAAGUUACGCCACCAAACAACACACACGAGACGGGCCGGCGCCUCGAACAAGGGCCGACGCUCGCCCGGCAAUUUCCCGACGGCCUGUUUCCCGUCGCUCCGCUGAUUUUCUUCACUUUGUUGUCACGGAAUGUCAGCCCCAGCUCGGCUAGCAUAGCUUAGUUUAGCUUAGCGCCGCCGACAGGCAAGCUAACUGGGAGCUAGCAUUAGCAUUAGCAUCGGCAUCGGAUGCAGGCAAGCCGUCAGAAAUAAGUUUCCAGGUUGAUAACAGUCGCAAAAAGACCUCAGCGCUAUUCCGCCCAUCAGCAUUUAGACCGAUAAUAACGCCGCCUUACUGUCACCACCUUCGACAUUGUUGCCCGAUUAAAUUCUUCAAUAGAAACUUGAAAAACGAUUAUUCUCACCGUUUCACAAACCGGAGUGGGCAAAAUAACGCAAACUGACGCCCGCGGGGAGAAACCGCACGGGAUUUUAUUCAAACAAAACGCCCUUAACUUACAAUAAAUGACCAUUAGUCAACCUAUUGUGUUUUUCAACAAAAAUGUGGAACUCACCUCGUUUCUCUUUUAACUCUUAUUUGGAGCUGAAGGGGUUGCGCAUGCGCGGAAGAUGCGCUGCCCUGACAAGUUUGUGCUCCGGGGGAAAAAAAAAAAAAAAAAAAAGUUCACUUUACGAUCGCUGGUCAAUACAACACACGCGCAAACACACACGCGCGCGCUUUGAGCGGCGUGCGCUCGUGACACAGCCCGCCGAGGAGUCACUUUGACCGGCGUCGUGACACGCGAGCAUCCGGUCGACCUGAGCGAGCUCAUCGCGCUUGCUUAUAUUCGCAUUGUCUGCCCUUAACGAUAAACAAAACGACGAUUCCACGCCACCUCCAUUUUAUAAUCAUUGCACGACAAUGCAUUGGAAUCCGACCUUGUGGUAUUCCUCAGGUUUGAUGUGUUACGCGUGCACAGCACACGUGCAGUUGUGUGCAUGCAUGUGUAAAAAGCGGGGUGGGGGACGUGUUUGUUUGUUUGUUUGUUUGUUUUUAAAGGGAAAAGUCGACCAAAACAAUACUUGUGAUUCUUACGCAACGCGCUCGAAACGUAACCCGAGUGCAGCUCAAGCUCUCAUUGAGGUCCAAGUUUGUCUCCAAGUGAGGGAAGGAACGUUAGUUUUAGCUCGCUCGGUUGGACGUGCGUCAAGCAGCGCAAGCGCCCGCUCAACCUGCACGGUCGUCCAUCAUGGCUGCAGAUCGCAAAGACGCCUUUUAGCUUGUAGCAUUGCAACGAUGACUUGAUAUGCUUCACACACACACACACACACACAAACACACAACGAAAGACACACGUACACACGUUGUUGUCCCUAUCCGCGGUGGGAACAAGUGUUCUUAGUGAACAAACGCCCGUGUCGCUUUUUUCAUUGGAUUGUAUUUUUUUUCUUGGGUGAGGUGAGUUCAUUUAGUCACGGCGAAGAGGAGCGGGCGGAUUUCGCUCGGUCGCUCCACGCGUCGGCCUCUAGAUGGCGGCAGAGGAGCGUGGAGGGGCGCAGAGGAUGAGGAGGACGACGAUGACGACGCGCGGCCGGAUUAGAACGUUUGCGGCAUUGUGCUGACCCGAAGACACCAUCGGAUGGCAUUCAAAAGCAAAGCGCUCGACUCGGAGACCGUUUUCUUCAACCUGCUGCUGUGCCUGCUCAUCUUCUACGCUCUGUUCUACAUGAUCGGCAGUGUUUGUUUCGGUGCCUUCAGGUUGGAUGGCUUUGAUGGACGGAUACCUUUUGACUUCAAGACCAAGCCGGAGGACUCCAUCUCGAAAUACUUGGUCAACCUGCUGUCCUUGGAGCUGACUUACUUCUGCAGUGGCUUGCUGUUCGCCGCCGUGGUCAAGAGGAGGGUGUGGGACUACGCGCUCACGGUCACUUGUCUGCACGUCUUCAUCACCAGCCUCGUGAUGCUGGAGUUUCCGCUGGCCUGGCAGUGGUGGUUGGCCUUAGGCAGUGGCUUGUUUCUGAUGAUGUGCAAUGGUCAGCUGAUCGCUUACUUCGCCUGCCAGGAUGACCAAAGCUACGUUACCUUCACCGUCUAUUAAAUAUCAGAACGCUUUGUGGAGUGAAGCGUUUACCGAUACAAAAGGAUCCCCUUGGUUCGACGGUACUGUGCAAAAGUCUUAGAGCGCCAUUGGAUUUGUUGUUUUAGCAGUGCAGUGGACCCUCGCAUACUCUCAGUUCGGCACCUGCGGAUUCACCUAUUCGCAGAUUUGUUUCUGUUUGUUUGUUCUUGUUUUGGAGAGGAACCCCUGAAAAUGCUUACCGGCGGUUCAUUUUUUAUUUUUAUUUUUUAAUAUUUUGACUUUUUCCAAUGCAAUUAUAGCAGGCGUCAAUUCUCCAGGGAUUUUUUGCUAUUUGCGUUCCGACCCGGUCCCUGUCCCCCGCCAACAGCGGGAGUCCGCUGUGUUACUAAAAGGUCGCUCAGUAGAGCGUAGACCUCCGCCGAGGCCAACUUUGGAAAGAAAAUAUGUUUCCUCGUUGCUGUAUUUGGAUGAUGGCGUACAUUGUACAGAAUUUCUUUCUACACUUUGGAAAGCUCUGAAUGUGAUAACAGAAUGGGAAUGUUGGAAUAUGCGCUUGUAUAUUUUGAAAGAAUUAAAUGUGUCAUAACUACAUAUUCUGACCUUUUUUUCUCC
Phycodurus eques (leafy seadragon) is the source of this 2674-nucleotide messenger RNA. Its product is annotated as putative transmembrane protein 244. The record is from RefSeq and is a predicted model, not a curated record. Lineage: Eukaryota; Metazoa; Chordata; Actinopteri; Syngnathiformes; Syngnathidae. The coding region runs from base 1622 to 2080 and encodes 152 amino acids. The transcript has 6 exons.